GUGUGCCGUGUCCCCUCUGUCCUCCCUCUUCUCCCCCUCCCCGGACUCUGCAGCAAUAGGGGGAGUCAGCAGCAGCAGCAGAAGCAGAGAGCGCAGCAUCCCCUGCACCAAGGAUGAAGGACCGGACCCAGGAGCUCAGGAGUGCUAAAGACAGCGAUGACGAUGAGGAGAUUGUUCACGUGGAUCGAGAUCAUUUUAUGGAUGAAUUCUUUGAACAGGUGGAGGAGAUUCGGGGCUGUAUAGAAAAGCUGUCAGACGAUGUGGAGCAGGUGAAGAAACAGCACAGCGCCAUCUUGGCUGCACCUAAUCCUGAUGAGAAAACUAAACAGGAGCUGGAGGAUCUCACGGCCGACAUCAAGAAAACGGCCAACUAGCGCAGCUCUGUCAACACAAUUGAGCAAAGCAUUGAGCAGGAAGAGGGUCUUAAUCGCUCCUCGGCCGACCUGCGUAUCCGGAAAACACAGCACUCUACGCUGUCCCGCAAGUUUGUGGAGGUGAUGACAGAGUACAAUGCAACGCAGUCAAAAUACAGGGACCGCUGCAAGGACCGCAUCCAGAGACAGCUGGAAAUCACCGGCAGAACUACGACCAAUGAAGAGCUGGAAGAUAUGUUGGAGAGUGGGAAGCUGGCCAUAUUCACAGACGACAUCAAGAUGGACUCCCAGAUGACCAAACAAGCUCUUAACGAGAUUGAGACACGGCACACUGAGAUCAUAAAGCUGGAAAACAGCAUCCGAGAGCUGCAUGACAUGUUUGUAGACAUGGCCAUGCUUGUGGAAAGUCAGGGGGAGAUGAUAGACCGUAUUGAGUAUAACGUGGAACACUCCGUGGACUAUGUGGAACGGGCGGUGUCUGAUACCAAGAAAGCUGUGAAAUAUCAGAGCAAAGCACGAAGGAAAAUCAUGAUUAUCAUCUGUUGUGUUGUGUUGGGUGUUGUCUUGGCCUCCUCUAUUGGGGGGACGCUGGGAUUCUGAAGCAAAACAAAAUGCACAAUGCAGAUUAAAAGGAGAGAUAAAGAAGAUAGCGAAUUACAAAAAAAAAAGAUUUAAAAAAC
This is a messenger RNA of Nanorana parkeri, 1054 nucleotides long. RefSeq names its product syntaxin 1B (gene STX1B). Lineage: Eukaryota; Metazoa; Chordata; Amphibia; Anura; Dicroglossidae. Gene Ontology annotation, molecular function: SNARE binding; SNAP receptor activity. Gene Ontology annotation, biological process: vesicle fusion; exocytic insertion of neurotransmitter receptor to postsynaptic membrane; intracellular protein transport. The record is from RefSeq and is a predicted model, not a curated record. Gene Ontology annotation, cellular component: plasma membrane; SNARE complex; endomembrane system. The transcript has 12 exons.